Messenger RNA from Dipodomys ordii (Ord's kangaroo rat), 1147 nucleotides. It is a transcript of the gene Tamalin, whose product is annotated as GRP1 (general receptor for phosphoinositides 1)-associated scaffold protein. The coding region runs from base 70 to 1134 and encodes 354 amino acids. The record is from RefSeq and is a predicted model, not a curated record. Gene Ontology annotation, cellular component: plasma membrane. Gene Ontology annotation, biological process: signal transduction. Lineage: Eukaryota; Metazoa; Chordata; Mammalia; Rodentia; Heteromyidae. The transcript is spliced from 9 exons. Gene Ontology annotation, molecular function: protein binding.
CCCCCAGCUACCUCUAGCGCCACCGAGGGGAGCCGGAGCCGCCUUGGAGGGGCGCCGGGCGCCGGAGCCAUGACCCUCCGCCGGCUCAGGAAGCUGCAGCAGAAGGAGGAGGCAGCGGCCGCCCCGGACCCAGCCGGCCGGGCUCCGGACUCCGAAGCUGCUCCCACCCCGAUCCCGGCCUCGGGUGGCCCGGCUGCGGCGGCUACCCCGGGUCCCCCCGGCGAGGAGCUGUACGCGGCGCUGGAGGACUACCAUCCUGCCGAGCUGUACCGCGCGCUCGCCGUGUCCGGCGGCACCCUGCCCCGCCGAAAGGGCUCAGGAUUCCGCUGGAAGAACCUCAGUCAGAGUCCUGAACAGCAGCGGAAGGUGCUGACUUUGGAGAAGGAGGAUAACCAGACUUUUGGCUUUGAGAUCCAGACUUAUGGCCUUCACCACCGAGAGGAACAGCGUGUGGAGAUGGUGACCUUUGUCUGCCGAGUUCAUGAGUCCAGCCCUGCCCAGCUGGCUGGACUCACGCCAGGGGACACCAUUGCCAGUGUCAAUGGACUGAAUGUGGAAGGCAUCCGGCAUCGGGAGAUUGUCGACAUCAUCAAGGCAUCUGGCAAUGUUCUGAGACUGGAAACUCUGUAUGGAACAUCAAUCCGGAAGGCAGAACUGGAGGCUCGCCUACAAUACCUGAAGCAAACCCUGUACGAGAAGUGGGGAGAGUACAGAUCCCUCAUGGUGCAGGAGCAGCGGCUGGUGCAUGGGCUAGUGGUGAAGGACCCGAGCAUCUACGACACGUUGGAGUCCGUGCGUUCCUGCCUCUAUGGCGCAGGCCUGCUCCCCGGCUCGCUGCCCUUCGGGCCGCUGCUCUCUGCUCCUGGAGGAGGUCCCCGCGGGGGUGCCCGGCGGACCCGGGGUGACCCCGGUGACGACGCCGCCGCUGUCUACCACACCUGCUUCUUUCGGGGUGCCGACCCCCCUGCCCUGCCGCCCCCGCUGCCCCCGGGCGCGCUCUGGACUGAGGCCCGCGAGCAGGCCCUAUGCGGGCCCGGCCUGCGCAAGACCAAGUACCGCAGCUUCCGCCGGCGGCUGCUCAAGUUCAUCCCGGGACUCAAUCGCUCCCUGGAGGAGGAAGAGAGCCAGCUGUAGGGGCCGGGGAUGG